Messenger RNA from Meriones unguiculatus (Mongolian gerbil), 3490 nucleotides. RefSeq names its product coiled-coil domain containing 82 (gene Ccdc82). Gene Ontology annotation, cellular component: nucleus. The transcript has 9 exons. The record is from RefSeq and is a predicted model, not a curated record. NCBI's taxonomy places the organism in Eukaryota, Metazoa, Chordata, Mammalia, Rodentia, Muridae. The coding region runs from base 240 to 2282 and encodes 680 amino acids.
GGCUCGGGCAGAGCCGGGCGCGGGAAGGGCAGGGGCGGUGGCAGAGGCAGUGGCGCUUUGAAAGACGCUUACCUGUGCGUGCACAACCCUUCCACGGCCCUCGUGCCGUCUUCGUGAAGCUCUGUGAGAGGUUCCUGUAGACUGUCAACAGCCGUCCCUCCUUUUUGGAGGCCUGAGCGCUCACUUCCUGUAUCUGGGGAAGGAGUCCCACUACCAGAGAGGCAGAAGCUUAACUGAAAAUGGUACAUGUUAGAAGACACGAGACAAGGAAAAAUUCUAAAUCUCGAAUUGAUUGGCGUCGGACUAAAAGAAGUAUUUUUUAUGAUGAAGAGCUUGAUAGUGGUGAAAGUAUUGAUCAUGACAAAGAGCUUGGUAGCAGUGAGGAACUUGAUAGUGACAAAGAGCUUGAUAGUGGUGAAAGUAUUGAUCACGACAAAGAGCUUGGUAGCAGUGAGGAACUUGAUAGUGACAAAGAGCUUGAUAGUAGCAAAAAGUCUGGUAGUAAUGAGAUACCAGAAAAGGAAACAGAGCUUAAAUUAAUCAAAGUUGAAAGUGAGGAAAGCAACAGUAAACACCUUAUGGACACCAGUAAUAGUUCAACAGAUGAAGAAAAAAUAAACAAAACCAAACAUAAUGACUUACCAGAUGAUGAAAAUCACCCAGGUCAACCAGAGAGUGAUCUCAACAAAUAUACUGGACAAAUCAUAGAUGAGGAUAUUGAAGAUGAAUGCAUCAAGCCAGGAAAAAGGAAAAGGUCUCUGCUUUGUGACAGUGAUGACAGUGAUGACAGUGAUAUCCUAGUUAGAAAAGCAGGUGCCAAACGCCCCUGCAGGAUGGUUGAAGAUGAAGGUUCUUCACUGGAAAUGGAGCAAGAAACCCCUGGAAAAUCACCAGCUGCUGACAAAGAGCUUGGUAGCAGUGAGGAACUUGAUAGUGACAAAGUGCUUGAUAGCAAAAAGUCUGGUAGUAAUGAGAUACCAGAAAAGGAAACAGAGCUUAAAUUAAUCAAAGUUGAAAGUGAGGAAAGCAACAGUAAACACCUUAUGGACACCAGUAAUAGUUCAACAGAUGAAGAAAAAAUAAACAAAACCAAACAUAAUGACUUACCAGAUGAUGAAAAUCACCCAGGUCAACCAGAGAGUGAUCUCAACAAAUAUACUGGACAAAUCAUAGAUGAGGAUAUUGAAGAUGAAUGCAUCAAGCCAGGAAAAAGGAAAAGGUCUCUGCUUUGUGACAGUGAUGACAGUGAUGACAGUGAUAUCCUAGUUAGAAAAGCAGGUGCUAAACGCCCCUGCAGGAUGGUUGAAGAUGAAGGUUCUUCACUGGAAAUGGAGCAAGAAACCCCUGGAAAAUCACCAGCUGCUCGAAAGCGAGAAUGCUACCAGAAACUAAAGGAAUGCUCAGAAAGAUCACGCCAGAGACAGAGACGCAACAGUGGUAAAAGUUUUGAGGACUCUGAAAAAGAAUCUUGUUCAAGCGUUGAUGAAGAUGAGGAUGAUUACAGAUAUGAUGAAAAUGGCGAUAAUUAUGUAAUUGAUGAUUUUGUAGUGCCAGAUGAGGAAUGUGAAGAGGAAAGUAAAAAUCAACAAGGAGAAAAUUUGACUGCAUCACAACUGAAAUUAUUAAAACAAAAUUCUCUUUAUUCUUUAAGUGACCGCUAUACUCACUUUAAAAGAGUUGUGAAGGCUCUUCUGAUCAAUGCUCUUGAUGAGUCCUUUCUGAAAUCCUUGUAUGAUGGUACCAGGAAGAAAUCUUAUGCAAAAGAUAUGUUGACAUCUUUUGACUAUUGGGAUAAUGGCUGUAUUCAACCUCGUCUGGAGAACUUAGUCUCUAGAAGUCGAUGGAAAAAACAAUAUAAGGAGCGAGUUGAAAGCUACUCUAACUUAAGUGUCCAUGCCAAGAGCCCCAAGGACUGCACCUGCCAGGCUUGCGGGCUGCAUCGCCACUGUAAAUUCUCCGUGCACCUCUCGGGAAAGCUGUACCACACCAAGACCAUGGAAACAGAUGACUUCAUGUCACAUGACAAGCAGGUAUUUCUUGUUGGCAGAAUUUGUGCUAACCGCACCGAAGUUUAUCAUCAACUGAAACAUUUUAAAUUCCAACUAUACCAAGAAUGCUGCUCCAUUGCAAAAACAGAAGAAGCUGAAGAUGAGGAAGUUAAAAAAACAGUAGAAAGAGUCUUCAGUCAGUCUGAAGAGUGUGGCUGGAUUAGAAAGAAAUAUAAACAACUGCAAGACUAUCUCGACUCUGCAGAUAAUUUUCAAGAUGAGAAGUUUGACUGACAGACACUCCUUCAGAGAAGAUUUUAUACAUUUCUGUAAAUGUGAAGAUCAUGAGUUUUGUUUCUUUGUAUCAUAUGACAUUUGUUGUGUAUUCUAUGUGUGUCUUUGUGGCAAAAUAUCUUGUUUAUAUGCUCCUUUGAUUUUUAUGAAGUACCACAGCGAAGUCAAAUAAACCUUCACACAUGUACAUGGAGAACAUGAGCUUUGUGAUUUGAGAAUCCCUCAAUGUAUUUUAGUUAUGUAUCAAUGCUUUUCCCACAGAUGAAUAGCAGCUGAAUGUGCUAUCAUGUCCUGUCAGUUUAGAAGAAAUAGAAUGCAUUAAAAUAUAUUUGGACUGACCUGAAGAGGGCUCAGUCAGUACAGUACUUGCCUUACAUGCACAAGGACUUGAGUUCAGUCCCCAGAACUACAUUUAAAAUAAAAGCCAGAUGUGAUGGCAUGUACUUGUUAUCCUCUGACUGGGGAGAUAAAGGAGGCAGAUCCCAGAGGCUUGUUGGCCAGGCAGACAGCCUACUCAUGCCAGUGAGAGACCUUGCCUCAAAAAGCAAAAUCACUGGAGCUUGUUAAGGACUCCCAAGGCUGUCCUCUGAGCUCAACAUGCAUGCAGACACAAAUGUCUAUAUGUCUACAUGUGUGCGGCCAAACACAUGCCACUUCACAUCCACACUAUAUAUGCAAUAUACAUAUAUAGUGAGAAUCAUACCUAUUUGUAUGUAUUGUUGUACCCCUUGGAAAUACUAAAGAAUCUUCAGUGUAAAUGUCUAAUUAAUGUCCCCUCAAUCACUGAGCCAUGGUAGAAGCUUCAGACUACCCUGCAUUCAAUAGCCUAGCCUCAGAAUGAGAGCACAGCUUAUCUACUCCAGGUACAGGAGAACUUGAUUCUGCUAAAGUUUCCCUUAUAAAUGUCUCAUCCCCAGAGUCUUUCAAUCCUCACAUUCAGGAAGAACUUCUUGAUAUAUAUUUUCAUUCUGUAUAAUGUUCUGUCUUGUUUCUGUACAGUUUUAUCUGGAAUGUAUUAAAGAUUGAGAUGUAUUUAUGAUUUUUUAACUAUAUCUUUCUCUGUGUAAGUUUGUAUGUAUAUGUUCCAAUCUGAAGAUGUGAGAGACAAAGUAAGCCAAAAGCACUUUAAAGGCUUAUUUUUGUGCCUACAUAACUUUGCACUUCCUAAUUUUUCCAUAAUCCAAUAAAGUAAAAUGGUUUCAGAGUAA